Vitis riparia (riverbank grape) is the source of this 1143-nucleotide messenger RNA. Its product is annotated as receptor-like protein EIX1. Lineage: Eukaryota; Viridiplantae; Streptophyta; Magnoliopsida; Vitales; Vitaceae. The record is from RefSeq and is a predicted model, not a curated record. Bases 1 to 1143 code for a protein of 380 amino acids. Gene Ontology annotation, molecular function: protein binding. The transcript has 2 exons.
AUGAGGAAUCUUGUGUAUCUAGAUCUCAGUUCCAACAAUCUACGAGGCUCAAUUCUUGAUGCUUUUGCAAACGGGACUUCUAUUGAAAGAUUAAGAAACAUGGGUAGUCUGUGCAAUUUGAAAACAUUGAUCCUUUCUCAGAACGAUUUGAAUGGGGAAAUAACUGAACUGAUUGAUGUUUUAUCUGGGUGCAACAGCAGUUGCUUAGAGACGCUGAAUCUGGGCUUCAAUGAUCUGGGUGGUUUUCUUCCUAAUUCCCUAGGAAAACUCCAUAACUUGAAGUCUCUUUGGCUUUGGGAUAACUCCUUUGUAGGCUCCAUUCCGAGUUCAAUUGGAAACUUAUCGUAUUUGGAAGAAUUGUACCUCAGAGACAACUCAAUGAAUGGGACCAUCCCUGAAACUCUUGGACGACUUUCCAAGUUGGUUGCGAUAGAGCUAUCUGAGAAUCCUCUGACGGGAGUUGUAACAGAGGCUCAUUUUUCAAAUCUUACAAGUUUAAAGGAGUUUUCAAACUACAGAGGGACUCCAAGAGUUUCCCUGGUUUUUAAUAUCAAUCCUGAGUGGAUUCCUCCCUUUAAACUCAGCCUCCUCAUAAUAAGAUCAUGCCAAUUGGAUCCCAAGUUUCCCGCAUGGCUUAGAAAUCAAACUGAGCUCACCGAUGUAGUGCUCAAUAAUGCUGGGAUCUCAGACAGCAUACCAAAGUGGUUUUGGAAGUUGGAUUUGCAUCUUGAUGAGCUGGACAUCGGUUCUAAUAACCUGGGUGGCAGGGUGCCAAACUCAAUGAAGUUUCUUCCUGAAUCCACCGUUGAUUUGAGUGAAAACAACUUUCAGGGGCCUUUGCCACUAUGGUCAUCCAACGUGAUGAAACUGUAUUUGAAUGACAAUUUCUUUUCUGGCCCAAUCCCUCUGGAGUAUGGUGAAAGAAUGUCCAUGCUGACAGAUCUAGAUCUCUCCAGUAAUGAUCUAAAUGGCACCAUUCCCCUCUCCUUCGGGAAACUAAAUAAUUUAUUGACCCUUGUCAUCUCAAACAAUCAUUUGUCUGGAGGAAUUCCAGAGUUUUGGAAUGGUUUACCUUACCUCUAUGCCAUAGACAUGAACAACAACAAUUUAUCUGAUUUUCAGGAAAUGUUCCAGCAUGGAUAG